AUUUCGCGUUAGCAUAGUAAGCCCGAAGACUAAGAGAAAAUAACAAGACAAAGGCUUGUUAUGAUUUCGUCUCGUGCCGGAAUGUUUGUGCAUGUGCAGUUUCCAAACAUUAAUCAGCAAAUACUGUGGAAGUGAUCAGAUGACCUGCGCUCAAAUAACAGCUACCGAGCUCUGAGUUGUGUGCAUUUUAACCUUUGCCUUGUGUAUUUCUUCCAUUAUGUACUCUAAUAGUGCGAUGUUUAUAGAGCAUAAUGUACGGAUUUGAUAUCUUAUUUGUCAUCGUGCUUUGGUGGCCAACAAAUCUUCAAGGAAGUGGGGUGAACGCUAACGAGUACUUUGUUAAUGAUAUUCUCAAUCCUGUGAAUACUGAGUUUGACUUAUGGCAGCAGCAGCGCAACGCAAGGGUUGCUAUCCGGACCAAUGAGCAGGUUGAAUGUGAACGACCCGAUAUCUAUUUCUGCGAGGAACAACCGAACCUAAUCGAUGUGGACGUGAUUAAAACGUGCAACUUUCGCAAUGUACGUUUCCACGAACAGGUGUACAGAUGGGUGGCCGGGCGUGGCUGCUUGCUCUUCACCCCUGACUUCCUGUACGCGGCCGGCUUCAACAACCUCAACUUGAACACUUCAUGCUUCUACAGAAACCUCCGUGCGCCUUGCUUGGAACUCCCUAAGGAAGACGGGACAUGUGGAUGUUACCCCUUCGACCCUGGCUUGGAGGAAGUGACGGCGGCGGUCAAUCAAGCGUUGAUCCCGUCAGCUCACGGCAGGUGGGAGAGGUGCUUUCAAGCCGCUUCCGAUUGCUGCACCAAUUACAUGCGUGCUUCUGACUACAAUAGUACCGAAGACGAGUGCCACGCUACAUUCGACGGUUGGACUUGCUGGCACGCGGCGGAGGCCGGCACCACGGUGCAGGAAGUCUGCUCCGAGUUCGCUUAUUCCAACGUGGGACCUUCAUGUCACCAUUUCAGUAGCAAAAGGUGUUUCGCCAAUGCGACAUGGGAACUUCAAACCGAUUACAGCACUUGCAGCAUCACGCCGCGCCUACUGCGCCGUUACUAUUACCACAUUGCGAUGCUAGCAUUCUCCAUCGUCCUAUGUCUUCCCGCUGUUAUCAUAUUCUUCUACUACAAGCGAUUGAGAAUCGACAGAGUAGCGUUGCACAGGAAUUUGCUCAUUGCUAUCAUUAUGAGGAACGUUCUUGUCAUCAUUAGUAGGACUACGAUUUACAUAGACGAGAUAACGAACACAGGCGACACCACUCUGUCCAACCAUAGUGUCGCGUGUCGCAUUCUCAGCAUAGCGGAGAGAAUCGCCGGCAACGCUGUGUUCGUAUGCAUGCUAGUCGAAGGCAUUUACUUACACAGACUCAUAGUAGCGGUCUUUAGGAAGAAGUUGAAUGUCAAUUGGCUUUACGGCAUCGGCGCUGUGAUUGCAAUAGUACCAGUGAUCGCCUGGGCUUCAGUGAUGGGUGUUCACAACGACCACUCGUGCUGGGUGAUCUACACCGUCGACCACGUGCAGUGGAUCCUGGACGCACCCAGAAUCACGAUCCUCCUCGUCAAUACAGUCCUCUUCGUCGACGUACUGAGAGUUCUGCUCACCAAAAUCAGAAACGCCGAGAAUGCUAACCAACUGAGCACAGCGAAGACGACGUUGUUCCUAAUGCCCAUAUUCGGAUGUCAGUUCCUACUGACGGUGUUUAGACCUAACACAACCAAUUGCACGGGGGAGCAGGCGUACUUCUACGUCGCUUACGCGGUGGAAGGGUUGCAGGGAGUCAUCGUGGCCUUACUCUAUUGCUAUAUUAACAAAGAGGUCCGCAUGUUACUCAAAGCGACAUACAAGAAAACGGAGAGCAUGGUAGUAUCUCGCGUAAGACGUGACUCUCACUAUCCACGAAUGAGUAUAGACCCCAAAUCGGACAGACGAUUUACAUACAGUACGGCUGUCCCUACUCACAGCGUUGACGACACAAAAGAUCACGGCAGAAAUAUCACGCCAAAGCUGCACGUUGCCGAAAUUAUAUCUAUACAGGCCAGUGAGAGAUUAGCUGAUAUUCUAGAACCAGUUUACGAAACUAUAGAAAGUGGCGUAAUCAACGAAGGUUACGACUCUUUAGAAAGGUCCAGCGUGGACAACGACUCAGGGUUCAUAGCCAACAGGGGCACGAAAGGAGAUAACUACUACAACUUCACUAAUGUCUCCAGCGUAUCCAUAGAUUGUCAGGACUGGAUAAAGUGCGUAUCAUCACCAACGAGCAGCAUUUAUAACAAUUCUUUAAGUGAUUACGAAUCGAGAGAUAAAAAGUUUCCAACUCAUCCAAAUCUCAAAGAUUUUAUUGAAGUCAAAAAGAGAUUAUCGGCAUGUGAUAACAUAGUCGAAGCUGAUCCAAAUAAAGAGAAAGAUUGCGGAGACGAUAAAAAAGCUAGUUGCUCCAACGAACGGAAAUCUGUCGAUGAAUUUAAUGAAACUGAUGAAUAUGAUGACGAUAUGCUUGAUGAAAUAAUGCAAUAUAUAGAAACUAACGACGAAAACAGCGUCAAGCUGAACCCUGAUGCACUUAGCCCGAAUAGGAAAGAUGACGAAAAAAUUGUUUUUCUUGAAGACUAAUGGAUACUUGAAUUAUUGACAACAAAAACUUAUUUUUCAAUGUGAUUUAAAAGGUACUUAACAUUUCUGUAUAAAUGUGUAUUUUAGGGAUUAAGCAAACAGUAACGUAAAAAUUACUUCUUUUCUUCGAGAAGGGAUCCGUAUUAUUUUUGUGUCAAUGAUAUGUUAGUAAACAACAUCAAUAAAUUAAUGCAAUUUUAGUCCUUUGAUUUAUAAUAAUUUACAAUAAUUUUAUCACAGAUUUUCCUAUUAUGGUCACUUUAAGAAUACUCUGUGUAAGAUAUUAUUGGAUUUUUUAAUACUUUGUGUGAAUAUUUAAUUCAGAUGUCAGUAGAAAAUAUUUAUAUUAUAUACAUAUAUUAUACUUACCUAAAUUAAAACUUAGUUGUUAAUAUAAAUCAAUUCCUUCAUUUACUGCUGUUUUUCAAGUAGGUACAGAUACUUUUAUAAUUCAUAUUUUAGUAAAUAAACAUUGAUAUGGA
Messenger RNA from Chilo suppressalis (striped riceborer), 3094 nucleotides. The record is from the annotation of a GenBank genome assembly. NCBI's taxonomy places the organism in Eukaryota, Metazoa, Arthropoda, Insecta, Lepidoptera, Crambidae.